Messenger RNA from Linum trigynum, 1099 nucleotides. The record is from the annotation of a GenBank genome assembly. NCBI's taxonomy places the organism in Eukaryota, Viridiplantae, Streptophyta, Magnoliopsida, Malpighiales, Linaceae.
AGAACUCACCCGAGCAACGACGUCGGCAUCGACGACCAGAAUACCAUGGGACUUAAAAAGAUUGGAGACGGUGCUCUCCUCGGACGAGAUUCCUCCCGUCAAUCCUACUAUUCUCAUUAGGGCUGUCGCGAGAUUCUUCUUCUUCACGAGAUUCUGCCUCGCUCGUCCCCUGCAUCCCACCAGAUUCGUCGCCUCCCAUCGCUAGAACUGUUGCUCAUCGCCGGCCGCUACCUUCGCCAUCUUCAUUCGCAAAAAUCUGUAUUUGUUCACAUUGGGGAUGGGCUGACGGAGACAACAACAACAUCAGUGUUGAGGAUGGUUAGCUGCAUUCUUCUACUCAUGAGCAUUAUUUGUGUGGCUAGCUCCCAAGUCAGCAUGGCUUCAGGGCAUGACUCUCCAAAUAUGAAAUAUCCCACCAGAUUCGUCAACCCCUACCCCUGCUGCAUUUCGCUAGAAUCCAUUGCCCCCUGAAUUGCGCAAUUGAAAAUUGAAGAAUUUGUUGCCCUGAAUUGUUCACAUUGGGGAUCGAGACCCUGUUGAAUCCUCAACCUGAUGCUCCAAUCAAUCGAAACCCACCGGGCCAAAAACAGCCCCGCGGUGCCUCCGGUGAUUCUCUCGAUGGUGAAGUUCGCGACCGCGUUGGGGCACGAUUUGAGCUCGUUACGGCGGGUGGGUACGGGGGCCGCACAGGGAAUUGGGGGAGGAGUUCCGGCGGAGGUUCCCUUGGGUGGAACUGCGGCCGGGGUAUGGGCUGACGGAGAGCUGCGGAGCCACGACGAUGUUUGCAAGCGACCACGACGCCAAGCGGCGGCCGGAGGGUUGUUGGGGGCUUUUGCCAAGCUUUAGUGCGAAAAUCGUGGUGAGGUUGCGAAAACUUGCGGCCAUGGGAGAGGAGGAUCGCUAGCUGCGGGCAAACGGAAGGAAUGCUCCCGCCGGGUCGGAGGUUGUGUUUUGGUGGUGGUGAGGUUGGGUCGGGUAGGGUAUUGGGGUGUGUAGAAAAUAAAUUAGGUUUUUUAUUUUAUUUUUUAAUGAAUGUAAUAAUGAGGUGGAAAAAUAUAAAAGAUUAUUUUUUUAUUUUUAAUAAAUUUUUAAUUGCCAC